AGCGCGCGCGCGCGCGAUAUGCCAGCAUGCGCCCGGUGACGCUUCCGCUGCUGCUGUUCGUCUGUCUCGCGCUCCGGAGGCCGGCGGCGUGCCUGGAGCGCGUGUCCACGCGCGAGCGCUUCAAGGUGGUCAUCGCGCCGCUCAUCUGCAAGCGCACGUGCGAGCGCAACGGCCAGUGCCGCGACACGUGCGAGCAGGGCGACAACACGACGCUGAUCGGGGAGAACGGACAGGCCGCCGACACGCUCACCGGACACGGCUUCAGAGUCGUGGUGUGUCCCCUGACUUGUGUAAAUGGAGGUGUGUGUAGUAACCGUACACACUGUCUGUGUCCACCGGGUUUCACAGGCAGACUGUGUCAGUUUCCUCUCCGCACUCAGGCGUCACGCGGCAACAAGCAGCCAUUCUACACACUACAGGUGAGGCCAGAUGGUCCUGGUCUGUCGGAUUCGAGUGGACCAGCCGGACGCCAGCAGCUCACACAGACACACUCAGUGUUCACUCUGCCACUGAGCCAGGGCACCGGCCACCACUCGUCUGAGGUGCAGUUUAACGUACGCGUCCACCACUCGCCAGACACCUCAGUCGUCAUCCAACCUUUCGACCAAUCAGAGGCCAAGCUUCCUAAAGGCGUGACCCGCCUUCCUCCACAGACACAAAAGCCCAGGGGGCGGUGCUUUCAGGAGACCACGCCCAAGCAAGCUUGUAGCAGUAACCCUCUCCCUGGCCUGACCAAUCAGGAGGACUGCUGUGGCAGCGUGGGAAAUUCCUGGGGCCAAAACAAAUGCUACAAAUGCCCAAAGCUCCCAUAUGCCGGGAAGCCACAGACAAUAAUUGAGGAAUUCGGCUCCACAUGCCCUCAAGGUUAUAAAAGAUUAAACCGAACACACUGCCAAGAUAUUAACGAGUGUAUGAUGCAGGGUGUUUGUCAGAACGGCGAGUGUCUGAACACACAGGGAAGUUUUCGCUGCACCUGCAAACCUGGAUACGUCCUGAAAGACAGAACACGCUGUGUUGUGUCGGUGGUGGAUCAGGGUCCGUGUUUCCUCAUGGUGACGGAUUCGGGCCGUUGUGAACACGCUCUCUCCACCAACCUGUCGCGAGAAAUCUGCUGCUGCACCGUGGGCAAAGCCUGGGGCUCCAACUGCGAGAGAUGCCCACAGGACGGCACCGCCUCCUUCAGUAAGAUCUGUCCUGCAGGAAAGGGCAUGUCGUACCUGCAGUAUCGCAGCACUUUGGCCAUCCAGACUGACAUUGGGCAGAUUCCGGUCCUACCUUCCAAGGAGAUCAAACUGCCGGAUGUGCCGGUCCAGGUGACCACGCCCAUACAGCUCCAGCCAAUCAGCACACAUCCAGUCCUAAUUACCAAGCCGACGACGCGUCCCAUAAUCCACAUUCCCCGGGAGGAAGAGACUCUGGUGGUGGCGCAGACGCAGGUCUCGCAGGUAGAUGAGUGCAAACUUAACAGGAACAUCUGUGGUCAUGGAGAAUGUAUAAACACACAGAACGGCUUCACGUGUCUGUGCAAGGCUGGAUACCGUCCUCACACCCAGAGGAAGAGCUGCAUAGAUGAGAACGAGUGUGACUGGGAGCCGUGUGGUCACGGCCGAGGCACCUGCAUCAACACCGUCGGCUCGUACCGCUGCAACUGUCACCCCGGCAACCAGCUGAUAGGACAUCACGUGAAACCGCGCUGCGUGGAUAUAAACGAGUGCUCCACGCCGGACAUCUGCGGCAUCGGCGGACACUGCGUCAACCUGCCCGGCUCCUACAAGUGCGAAUGCCUGCCUGGUUUCAGGAGCAAGUCACGAAGACAACCUGUGUGUGAGGAUAUUAACGAGUGCUUGGACCCCAGUACUUGUCCUGAUGCACAGUGUGAGAACACAGUUGGAUCGUACGAGUGUAUUCCCUGCCAGCCUGGACACAAGGUGCAUGGAGGAGUGUGUUAUGAUGUAAACGAGUGUCAGAAGAGAGGAGUGUGUGUGAACGGCCGGUGUGAGAACUUACCCGGGACGUACCGGUGUCGGUGUAACGAGGGCUUCCUGCCUGAGGCUGACAGCAAGGGCUGCCGGGAUAUUAAUGAGUGCCAGGACACCCGUUUGUGUGCGAACGGGCACUGCAUAAACACAGAAGGUUCAUUUCAGUGCCAGUGUUACCCUGGCUACCAGCCGACCCAGGAGGGCAGCCACUGCGAGGAUAUAAACGAGUGCGAGCGUGCAUCGAACUGCCAGAGGGGGCGCUGCAUCAACACCAUGGGCUCGUACCGCUGCGAGUGCCAGAAAGGAUACAUGCUGGUUAACGGACGCAGAUGCCAAGACGUAGACGAGUGUGAGGUGGAUAGAAGUCUGUGCCAACCCCAUGGAGUGUGUGAGAACAGGCAGGGCGGAUACGUGUGUGUGUGUAACGACGGCUUCAUUCUGGCCGAGGACAAGCACAGCUGUGAGGAGGUGGUGCAGGAUGUGGACAAUAAGAAGGAGUGCUACCUGAACCUGGAUGACACGGUGUUCUGCGACAGCGUUCUAGCCACCAACGUGACAAAGCAGGAGUGCUGCUGCUCAGUGGGAGUGGGCUGGGGGGACCACUGUGAGAUUUACCCCUGCCCCGUCUAUCACUCUGCGGAGUACCACUCUCUGUGUCCAGUAGGACGAGGCUUUUACCACAAGGAGGGAGUGAUGGAGUACGGCCUGCCAGUGCACAGAGACAUAGAUGAGUGUGUGUUGUUUGCGAAUGAAAUCUGUAAAGAGGGUCGAUGCAUGAACACACAGCCUGGAUUUGAGUGUUACUGUCAACAGGGUUUCUAUUAUGACAGCAACCUUCUCGAGUGUAUAGACGUGGACGAGUGUCACGACGAGUCUCUGUGCAGUAAUGGUCACUGCGUGAACACACGCGGAUCCUUUUACUGCACCUGUAACGCCCCGUGGACUCUGGACACCGCCAACAAGAAGUGUAUCCUGCCUACAGACUUAGGCAUAAACGAAUGUCAGGAUCCGUCGAACUGUAAAAACGGCCACUGUGUGGACACGCAGGAUUCCUACUACUGCAUCUGUACGUCGCCCUGGAUCCUCGGCACUGACCGCAACAGCUGCGUCACGCCGGAGGAACAGGCCGUAAUGUCUGUGGUGACCCUUUCAGAUGUGAAUGAGUGUCUGGACCCGUCGUACUGCAGGAACGGGAGGUGUGUGAACACUCCCGGCUCCUUCCACUGCAUCUGCGCUCAGCCGCUCACCUUCAGCGCCGCGCUCAAGCAGUGCGUCUACGACGACCGUACAGCAGCCCAUAAGGAUGUAUGUUUUCUUGAAGUGGAUGAAGAUCUGAUCUGCACCGUGCCACAUCGGGGGGCAGUCACCUACUCUGAGUGCUGCUGCUAUUUCGGCCAUGGCUGGGGCCCCGAGUGCCGCACCUGCCCACAGAGAAACACAGUGAUCUUUAACAGGCUGUGUGAGAUGCACCUGGAGACCGAGUCGGACGGAGACUCAGACUUUGUAGCACCUUUCAGUUAUAACCCAGAGAGGGACAGUUCAGAGGAAGACUCAGACGAGUGCAGCUGCGCUAAUGGACGAUGUGUCCGUUCGUACCUGGGCACCAUGUGCGAGUGUAACCCAGGCUUCAGACUGGAUCAUUCGCGAACGCGCUGCGUAGAUAUAGACGAGUGUACAGAGCGAGGAAUCGGCCGCUUGAACCCGUGUAAAAACGCCCGCUGUGUGAAUACUAAAGGUUCCUUCAAGUGCAUCUGCAAAAAUGGCCAUUGUGCCCACAGACACAGCACGAGACACAUAUUCACACACAAAAACACUAAAUAAGCACAAACACACACACACACACACACACACGCAAGCUUUCGCUCAUCCUCGUCCACCCUCCUGUAGUGUUCUCUGGUUGAUUUAUUUCCUGUAAACUUUCUUCAUUUUUUUCUUAAUAUAACUGAAGCUCCGUAAACUGUUUAUAAUUACAGAAUGAUGUAAGUUUUAUUUGUACAUGUUAAGACGUUCCCCCCCUCGCUCCCUCGCCCCUCCCCCCGCUCCUACUCUUCAUCUAGAGUUCAUUUUGCACAACUUAGGUCCUGAUAUUUCUGGAUGUGGGAAAAUCUCAUGCAUUUUUAAACUGAGACUGCUCAGUUUGUUAGUUUUUUUUUGUUUUGUUUUGUUUUGGUUUUUUUUGUAAAACUUCUUUUUAUUUUUUUAACACGAUGUGAAACGGACGUUGUACUUGUGACCUAAGAGACGCCUCAGCUCAGUUCAUAAUGUUUGGGAGAGAAUUUCUGGGUGGAGUCUAUUUGCAUUACGCACAGAUAGCCGUGUUUUGUUGUUGUUGUUUUUUUUUUGCUGCGCGUUUGAUGAUUAUUCAGUAUUUAAAUGAACUGAACGUACACGUACGCUUCAUCCGUGUUCACAUGAAGCAAACUCGCAUUUAUUUCAUAUCUGUACGUGUGAAGUUAUAUCGUGCUAUUUACACUUGGUGCAAACCGAAAAGUGUAUCCAAUUCGAUAGCAGUAUAUCUUGAAUCAAUUUGCACUAAUAAUAAUAAUAAAAAAAAAGUCGCUAUUUAAACCUAGUGCAAAUAGACACUGCGCAAAUUUUAAAAAAUAAUAAUAAACCACGUUCAGCUCUUAUUCAAUGCUGGAUUCCAUUGUUCAACGUGUAAAUGCCUGCACGUGAAUAUCUGAAUGUUACGAUACUAGGAAUCUUCGGUACUAAGAACAUUUUUAUAUAAAGUUUGUCAUUUAUCAAUAUUUCAGUAAACAUUUAGGAAAAACUUGAACAACAACGACAACAAAAAAAGAUUAGCCACACCCACAAAACUCCAUAAACACCAAAGCUCACAGGGAACUAAACGGCGAGUAAGUGGCACAAGCGCUCCUCCUAAAAUGGCUUUGUAUAGGGUGCCAUUACUUUUGUCCUAAUCGAACGGCUAGUCUUACGGAUGUGUUUCGGAGUCGUUUUCUUUCUAGGAAGGCGUUUUCAGACAGCGGUUUGAGUCAUAUCGUUCAAGCGGCUGAAUUGUUUUAGGCGGGAGACGGGGGCUGAAUCGGCGCGAUUUAGCUUUCCUUGCGAUUUCUUUCAUAAAACCGUGCGAAAUCCUGCUGACAUCACAAAUUUUGGAAAGCAGCUCCGGAGAACGUUCUAGUCCACGGAGAACUGAACCUCAGCUAACUUUUUAGCUAAAAAAAAAUCAUUAAUUCAAAAAAAAAAAAGAAAGCGCUCUGUCAAAAAGAGCAAAGCGGUGAAUCCAGCAUUGUGUACUAUAAGCUGUCUGGUCUUGUCCUCAUCCAAAGAUGGUCCUAAAUCUCAUGAUCCUUGUGGGGUGGGGGGGUACUUGAUAUUUUUUUUUUUACUUCCAUUCUGUAAUUUUGUAAUGUACUAAGUGUGAUGAAGUUGCACAAUGUGAGAAAAGUUUUGACACAAAACCGAACCACAACUGAUUCUAUGAGGUGACGUCAGAGCGCCAAAGAACAACAAAUCUGAGAUGAAGUGAAACCAAGAAAGAAAGAAAAAAUAAAGAUGUGACUUUAUUUUUC
This is a messenger RNA of Ictalurus furcatus (blue catfish), 5515 nucleotides long. RefSeq names its product latent transforming growth factor beta binding protein 3 (gene ltbp3). The coding region runs from base 27 to 3800 and encodes 1257 amino acids. The record is from RefSeq and is a predicted model, not a curated record. Gene Ontology annotation, molecular function: calcium ion binding. The transcript is spliced from 30 exons. Lineage: Eukaryota; Metazoa; Chordata; Actinopteri; Siluriformes; Ictaluridae.